UGCUGUGCUGUCGUUUGCAUUCUAGACGCAACAGGCGGACCACAGGGUGCGCGUGCUGUAGUCCGGUUCAGUUCACACAUAAAUUCCAAAGAAGCACAGCAUUUGGACAGUGUGUCACCAUUUCUAGUGGAUUGUUCUUUACCAAGUGGAGAGGACAUAUUUCUACAGCUUUCUUCAAGUGUUUUUAAAUUACAUUUUUAUGCGUCACGUACUUCACGGAAAAUUAGACGCGAAUAGUCAUCGUGAAACCCUCAGCGUCUUCCUAAUUAUAACACGAGCUCGCGGUCAGUAACUGUAUCUCGUGGGUCAAAGGCGCGCGCUAUGCAGACCCAGCCUCGCGCCCCGACUGGCCUCUGACAACUUCCCUGCGUCCCCCGGAGGAGCAGAAAAACGCACGAAACUUCAGCUUUCCAAGGUUCCUGAGCAAUGCCUGUCCCUCCUCCUCCACCUCCCCCAGCUCCACCACCCCCACCUCCACCUCCUGCAGCUCCUGCACCUCCUGCACAAUCACGGACAGACCCUCCUAAAAUACAGCGUUCUGAGGGUGGAGGUCGCAGUGCGCUCCUGUCUGACAUUCAGAAGGGGACGAGGCUGAAAAAGGUCACACAGGUCAAUGACCGAAGCACACCAUUCCUUGACACACCCCCUCCUCCUCAAACGGCCAAACCCACUUGGUUACCCGUCCAAUCACACUCCAUUCCCAUGCCUACGUCUCCGCCUCCUCCACUGCCUCCCUCGGUUCCUGCAAUCUCACUUCCUGACAGAUCGUCUGGGGUCUUCUACCCUCCGCCCCCUCCACCGCCUCCAUCAUUCCCUCUGUCCUCGCUCCCUGACAGACCAUCUGGGGUCUUCUACCCUCCGCCCCCUCCACCGCCUCCAUCAUUUUCUCUGUCCUCGCUCCCUGACAGGUCAUCUGGAGUCUUCUAUCCUCCACCCCCUCCACCUCCUCCAUCAGUCCCUCCAUCCUCUUUCCCUGAUAGGUCAUUUGGGGUCUUCUACCCUCCACCACCUCCGUCCUCACUCUCUAACAGAUCAUCUGGAGUCUUCUUCCCUCGGCCCCCUUCUCCGGGGCCAUUAGAAAUGAAGGACAGUUCUUUAGGGCCUCCUCCCCCACCUCCUCCUCCUCUUCCUGCUUCGUUUGCAUGCAGUCACCCCUCCUCAGCAACGCCUCCGCUACCUCAGAAAGUACCUCCCAUGCCUUCACCCACAUACAGGCCCAGCGUACCACCUUUGCCACCGUCUUACCCCUGUACUGCCCCCAGUAGACGACCUCCUGCAGUGCCACGUUUUGCAGGUGCUCCACGGAUGGCUCCACCCCCUGCUCCCCCUGCUCGGUCUCCUAACACUGAACUCUCCAGUAGGAUCCCACCCCCUCCUCCUCUCCCACUGUCAGCUCCGCCCAGCUCAGUACGCAACGGACACCUGCACAGCUUAGAUGACUUUGAAUCGAAGUUUCACUUCCAUCCUAUUGAGGACUUCCCCCCUCCUGAAGAGUUCAGGCCCUUCCCACGUACCUACCCCAGCAAAGAGAACAGAGGUACAACAACCUCUUUACAGGCUUGA
This is a messenger RNA of Sinocyclocheilus rhinocerous, 1563 nucleotides long. RefSeq names its product formin-like protein 5. Gene Ontology annotation, molecular function: actin binding. Bases 427 to 1563 code for a protein of 378 amino acids. The transcript is spliced from 7 exons. Lineage: Eukaryota; Metazoa; Chordata; Actinopteri; Cypriniformes; Cyprinidae. The record is from RefSeq and is a predicted model, not a curated record.